Molecule: messenger RNA, 243 nt
Organism: Bipolaris zeicola 26-R-13
Lineage: Eukaryota; Fungi; Ascomycota; Dothideomycetes; Pleosporales; Pleosporaceae
Exons: 1
Source: RefSeq, a predicted model, not a curated record
GUGUGCAAGAGCUGGAGGAAUGGUAGAAUAGCAAUGCCCCGGGCUGCUUUUUCUUAUAUUAAGACUUAUAUUCACCAAGGCUGUGUGUUAUUAAUGAAAUCCAGUGUUUGGAUAAAAGUGCACGCAUCGCUCUUGAAUCGUACAAGCAUAGCACGGGCUAUACUAUCCCCACUUUCAUUGAUGUGUUUAUGUAAGUCUACAAUAGUCCUAGUACUUUGCAACUAUUACAGGUGUGAGAUAUAA